AUGGCGGAUUGCUUCAAAUGCAGCAUUACAGUGCUUUUGAUAGCCUUUUACACAUCCUUGAUUAAUGCUCAAGCAACACCUGACUGUCGAGGUCAAAAGGCAGACAUUAUCUUUUUGCUUGAUUCUUCAACCAGCGAAGGCCAGCAGAACUUCAAUCGUCAGUUAGAUUUUGUGAAGAACUUAACAACAAUUUACGAUAUCGGUCCAAACAACGUCCAGAUUGGCUUGACGUCAUUUUCAUCACACGUGAACUAUCAGUUUUGGUUGAAUUCCUAUCAUAAUGAGGUCAGUCUUCAGAGUGCAAUCAACCAUGUCCCGUACAUUUCCGGCAACACGAAUACCGGAGAAGGCAUCAAUUUCGUUACUACCCAGGGUUUUUCAUCAACUCAUGGCAUGCGUACGGAUGUUACACAUAUCAUGGUGGUGAUGACCGAUGGUCAAUCCCAGGAUGGUCAAGGUACAGCAACAAUGGCUGCUCAAGCACAUCAAGCUGGAAUUGAAGUGGUGGCGAUAGGUAUAGGCAAUGGAGUGAGCAUGUCUGAAUUACAAGCCAUCGCCAGUGACUCCAAGCAUGUGUUAACAGUAGACAGUUUCCUCGCUUUGGCCUCCAUCCAGCAUAGCUUGGCUGCAACGACGUGUAACACCUGCAAAACUGCAGAAGCAGAUGUCGUUUUCAUCUUGGAUUCAUCUGGAAGUGAAGGACUACCUAAUUUUCAAAAAGAACUUCAGUUUGUAAGUAAUUUUGUGAAUAACGCAAACAUCGGUCCACAGAACAUUCAGGUUGGUUUGGUUACUUUUUCCGAUAUAGUGAAAAACGAAUUUUAUCUGGACACUUAUCACAACAAAAUAGAUAUAAUGGCCAAACUACAGAAUGUUUCCUAUAGAGGGAGCACCACGCAUACUGAACUAGGACUGCAAUACGCAAGGCUAUACCAGUUUUCAUCCAGUCAUGGUUUACGGCCUAAUGCUAAGAAAAUUGCUGUCGUUUUGACGGAUGGUCAGUCGCAGAGCCGCGCAACGACACUAAGUGAAGCAACGUUAUUGAAGCAACAGGGUGUAACGGUCAUAAGUGUUGGUAUCGGUACGCAAGUAAGUCAAACUGAAAUUGACGGCAUUGCUUCUGACACCAAUCAUGUGUUCACAGUGGCUACAUUCGAUGCGUUACAUACGAUUCAGUCAGAAUUGGAAAACACGGCGUGUGGUGGUACUGCUCCUCCCGUCACAACUGUCUCCACAGAAUGUGGAACAAAGCCUGCAGAUAUCGUAUUUAUUUUGGAUUCGUCUGGAAGUGAGGGCUCUAGCAACUUCAAUAAACAGUUACAAUUUAUGACAGACUUCGUCACAAACUUCAAAAUAGGUCCACAUGAUGUCCAAUUUGGCCUGGUUACGUUUUCAAUAGACGCUCUAAAUGAAUUCUACUUAAACACGUACAACAAUCAGCAGGACAUUGUAAAUAAGCUACAAAAUAUCGCCUAUAUUGGCAGUACCACUCAUACCGAAUUAGGCUUACAAUACGCAAGGCGAUUUCAGUUUUCCGUCACUCAUGGCGCUCGGCAUAAUGCACAGAAAAUUGCAAUAGUAUUAACAGACGGGCAAUCCCAGAGCCGUACAGAUACAAUCCAUGAGGCGGACUUGCUGAAACAAAUGGGCGUUAAGAUUAUCAGUAUUGGAAUAGGGAACGGUAUCGCCCAAACAGAGCUUGUAUCUAUGGCAACGGACCAACAACAUGUGUUCAAUGUCGACAAUUUCGACGCUCUACAUACCAUUCAGUCCGAAAUAAAGGACUCUGCCUGUGGAGGUGGUGGCGGAACCUCACCAACAGGAACAAGCUCAGCUUGUACAGCAGACGUAGUAUUCGCCAUAGAUGCAUCAGGUGCAGAGGGACCAUCGAAUUUCCAGAAAUCUCUUUCGUUUAUGUCUGAAGUGGUCAAUGAGUUCCCCAAUAGUCCUGGUGAUGUUCAGUUUGGACUAGUCACUUUUGGAGCACGAGCAAGUGCCAGUGUUGAACUGUUGCAAUAUCAUAGUAAAUCGGCGUUAAUCAGCGCCAUACAGAGAACUCCGUAUAUUGGAGGUGCACAAGAUUCGUGGGUUGGAUUACACUUAGUGCGUACACAUACCCUCACCCCUGCUAGAGGCGCGAGAACUGGAGUAAAGGCGUUUGUCAUUCUCAUAACCAAUGGUCCAUCGUCGAGUCAUUCCUUAUUUGUCAGAGAGGCAACCAAGCUACACCAAACUACCAAUAUGACAGGCAUUGCAAUUGGAAUAGGAAAUGGAUUGAACAUGAAUGAAUUUAAUGCCUUGGCACUCGAUGGUCAUCACACCUACCAUAUCAGUAGCGCAAAUGCCUUAACGUCCCUCAGACAUAUGAUUCAUGAUGCUAUAUGUGCAGGAACAUCCCCAGCACUCACUACUCCCUUACCCGGUAUCGCUACCACUGCAAUAGGUAAAGCCUGA
Molecule: messenger RNA, 2454 nt
Organism: Ylistrum balloti
Lineage: Eukaryota; Metazoa; Mollusca; Bivalvia; Pectinida; Pectinidae
Product: collagen alpha-1(XII) chain-like
Exons: 8
Coding region: 1-2454 (817 amino acids)
Source: RefSeq, a predicted model, not a curated record